This is a messenger RNA of Ceutorhynchus assimilis (cabbage seed weevil), 3641 nucleotides long. Lineage: Eukaryota; Metazoa; Arthropoda; Insecta; Coleoptera; Curculionidae. The record is from the annotation of a GenBank genome assembly.
CUCAAUCUUCCAUGUGUUUACACUUUACUGUACAAACAUGGGCUCACCAAAAAUGUUUGUCCUCUAGUGAAUUUUGUACCCUCUUUCUGUUUCUGUUUCUGUGUUCACUGUUCAUAUAGCAAAAAUGAGUAAAAAGCUGUUCAAUUGGAAAGCCCGGCAAGUGGUUGAUACAUUAGUCGAUGAUUCCAGCACGAAACAGAUUAAAGUAGAUUUAGACGUGAAAGGUCAUUAUGAUCAAAGCAACGAGUUGGUUUUGCCCUCUGAUAAACGAAAAACCAAAGUUAAAGAUGACAAAACUAAAAUCACCAGAAUCUUGUCUAAUAAGCAACGUAAGAGAUUGGAAAAAAUCGUUGAUAAGAAGAAGAAAAAGGAAAAUAGAGCAAAUUUGCUUGAAUCCCUUCAAAAAGUCCAAGCAACUACAGAGGAACUUUCCCAACUCACUUCAAUUGCAUCGGUUCAAACAAAAGGCUUAAGAAAAUAUUUCCAAGAGGAAGCAAACCCUGACAAAAUCAAAUUCAAGCCAAAUUUAAUUGUCGAAGAUGGUCAAAAGAAAAUUAAUACAUUAUCGGGAGCAAAAAGAAGAAAAUUACUUCAAGAAACUCUUCUUCCUGAUAAAAGAGCUAAAAUAACUGACCCUAAUGUCGUUGGAUUUGAAAGUGACAGUGAGGAAUCUAGUGGAGAAAGUGAUAAUAACGUAGUUGGGAAAACAGAAGAGCUAAUCGAAACCAGACCAAUUGAAGUUGAAUCAACAAUAAUUGAGAAUAGUGAUCAUGGAGAAAUAAUUUUAUCAGAAACCAAGUCAGAAAUAAUUGAAAUAAAAGACGAUCCCAAAAUCAUUAAUAUUGAAAAAAAGCCUGCAGUUUACGUAGAUGUAAUCAGAAACGAAGAAAUCCAAAUUGCUAGAAUGAAAUUGCCAAUUUUAGCUGAAGAACAACAAAUAAUGGAAACCAUUAACGAAAACUCCAUAAUAAUUAUUGCUGGAGAAACUGGCAGUGGAAAGACCACACAAGUGCCACAGUUUCUAUAUGAGGCAGGUUACGCCUUGAAAAAACAAAUCGGGGUUACUGAACCUAGAAGGGUGGCUGCCAUUUCCAUGUCUAAAAGAGUGGCGGAAGAAAUGAAUUUAAGCACCAAAGAAGUCUCUUAUUUGAUUCGGUUUGAAGGCAACGUAACUGACGAUACCAAAAUUAAAUUUAUGACUGAUGGUGUGUUGUUAAAAGAAAUGCAAAGUGAUUUUUUGUUGAUGAAAUAUUCAGUUAUUAUUUUGGAUGAGGCUCAUGAAAGGUCAGUAUACACAGACAUCCUAAUAGGUUUCCUAUCAAGAAUUGUCCCUUUGAGACACAAAAAAGGCGAUCCACUAAAACUAAUAAUAAUGUCCGCCACUUUGCGUUUAACAGAUUUUACUGAUAAUAAAAGACUCUUCAAAAUAACACCUCCAGUUAUAAAAGUUGAUGCGAGGCAGUUUCCUGUAACAGUACAUUUCAAUAAACGAACAAACGAAAACUAUUUGAAAGAAGCUUAUAGUAAAACUGUUAAAAUACACACCAAAUUGCCUGAAGGUGGAAUUUUGAUUUUUGUCACUGGCCAGCAAGAGGUUAACUAUUUAGUUAGAAAAUUACGCAGGGCAUUCCCUUUGAAACAUAAAGACAAAAUGCUUGAAAAAGAAAAAGAGGUUAAAGAAGAAGAAACAAAAGAGGAAGUUGAUCAUUUUGAUGAAAAUAACAAGAAAAAAUCUAUUAGGAAAAAGAAGAAAGUGAAAAUAGUUCCUGAAAUCAAUUUAGACGAUUACAGCCUUCCUAAUGAUACUGAAACCAUUUCUGAUGAUGAAGAAGGCUUAACAUCAGAUGAAGAAAGUGACAACAUAGAUGACAUAACAGUAUUUCAAAAUGCACAACCUUUGUGGACUUUACCGUUGUUUUCUAUGUUGCCAUCUCAUAAACAGCAGAAGGUUUUCCAAUCGCCUCCUAAUGGUUGUCGUCUGUGUAUAGUCAGCACAAACGUUGCAGAAACGUCUCUAACAAUCCCCAACGUCAAAUAUGUAGUGGACUGUGGCAAAUCAAAAAUUAAACUAUACGAUAAAGUUACAGGUCUAACGAGUCACGUCGUACAUUGGACCAGUAAAGCUUCAGCAGAUCAAAGGGCCGGUAGGGCGGGUCGUACAGGGCCCGGACAUUGUUACAGGUUGUAUUCGAGUGCGGUGUUCAAUGAUGUCUUUCAGCAAUUCGGUACCCCAGAAAUUCAGCAAAAACCCGUAGACGAUUUGUAUUUGCAGAUGAAAUGUAUGAAUAUCGAUAAGAUUGUGAACUUUCCGUUUCCUACAGCGCCCGAUUUGUUGCAGUUGAAAACGGCCGAGCAAAGAUUGGAAGUUCUGGGUGCAUUAAAAAAAGGUCAAGUAACACUUCUAGGUCGUGCCAUCUCAAAGUUUCCUGUACUACCACGAUACGGAAAAAUGUUGGCCUUAAGCCACCAACAAGAUCUUUUACCUUACACUAUUUGCUUGGUAGCAGCUUUGAGCGUCCAAGAAGUCUUACUAGAGACUCCUAUCUUAGCCACUUCCCCAGAAGACCAAAAAGCCACAAGACAAAAAUGGUCAGCACUAAGACGUCAAUGGGCAGGAACUGGAAACGCACUUUUACUAGGCGACAACAGUGUUUUGCUUAAAGCAGUGGGCGCUGCUGAGUAUGCUCACAGCCAAGGCAAAUUGCAAGAGUUUUGCGAUAAAAACGGCCUCAGACAUAAGGCUGUCAGAGAAAUAAGAAAACUUAGAUUGCAAUUGACGUCUGAAAUUAAAAAGAAUUUGCCCGAAGUUGAUAUAUUUGUUGAUCCCAGAAUGGAGCCACCGACUGAUCUUCAAGCGAAACUUCUCAGGCAAAUUUUACUUUCGGGUAUGGGAGACCAAAUUGCGAAAAAAGUAUCUGUAGAAGAAGUGACUGAAGACGAAGAUAAGGCUAAGUUUAAAUAUGCCUAUAAAGCCAAUAACAUGGAAGAACCUGUAUUUUUACAUCAGAAUUCCGUACUUAAACAAAAAUUACCUGAAUUUGUAAUAUACCAAGAAAUCUAUGAAACCAACAAAAUCUACAUGAGGGGAGUCACAGCAAUAGAGCCUGAUUGGUUACCAAUUUACGUACCAGGCCUGUGCAACUUAUCAGAACCUUUAGUUGAACCUCCGCCAUAUUAUAAUAGCAAAACAGGCAAAGUGCAUUGUACAAUGCAAGGUACUUUAGGUUCUCAAGCCUGGCCUUUACCACCCAUGGACAUGGCCUACCCUGAGGGAGUAGACAAUGUUAAAUGGUUCGCAAGGUUUUUUUUAGAGGGAGUUGUUUUUAAAAAAAUUGAAAAAUAUAACAAAAGUUUGUUGAGCCAACCAAAGGUUAUGAUUAAAAGUUGGGCAAGGUUGCAGCCUAGAACAGAAUCGUUACUCAAGGCACUUCUGGCUAAGAGAGUUACGGGAAAACAGUCUUUGGAGGAUGCUUGGAAGGAAGAUUCAAAAUAUUUAUUGCAAGAAUAUCUAAAAUGGCUGCCCGAAUCUGCCCAUAGUGAAGUUACUCUAAUGUGGCCUCCUCUAUAAUAAUUUUUUUUUUUAAAUUGUAUAUAUUGUAUGUUACCUCCUUAAUAAAUUAUCAAGGUUUAAUUUUUGAUAA